This is a messenger RNA of Microdochium trichocladiopsis, 1095 nucleotides long. RefSeq lists its product as uncharacterized. NCBI's taxonomy places the organism in Eukaryota, Fungi, Ascomycota, Sordariomycetes, Xylariales, Microdochiaceae. The transcript is spliced from 2 exons. The record is from RefSeq and is a predicted model, not a curated record. Bases 229 to 924 code for a protein of 231 amino acids.
GUGACGGCUGCCGAUCGCUCUUAAGAACUUUGCCAUCCCGCUUUGCGAUUACCGCCGUCCCAGAUUCCCAUGGCGAGCUGCUCCACGCCCCACGACUCGGUCCAGCCCUGGCAUUUUGGCCAUCGUCCUCUACCUAGGUAGCUGUUCAGAACCAGCCUCGUGCUCCUGUCCAUGCUCCCGCUGGCCGGGUAGUUCCUCGACUCUCCACGAUUCCAGAUCCGACGGCCGAUGAUGCCUCUGCUUGCACAACUUCCCUUUGAGCUUCGCCAUCUCAUCAUUGCUCGCAUCGCCACCGACAACCAGCACCAGCGUCACGUGCUCCCAGCCCUCGCAUCUGUGUCCGCCGAGUGGCAGACUGCCAUAGAGGCCUUCACCUUUGCCCGCAUCCAUCUCAUCCCAGAACGCCUCGAUACCUUUGCCAGCAUAGUUGUUGGCAGCCGUCGUGCUCGGCUCAGAGUCCUGUCCCUCCAUGUCCCUCUCGACCCGUAUCCGUCUCGCCUCAACGACGACAAGGAACUGCCAGAUGCACGCAAGCACACGUCUGCCACCGUCAUCAAGCCACUUGAGCGUCUUUUCGACAUUCUCCACGAUUGGCCUCAGCCCCCACCUCUUCAUCGAGUAUGCUUGCUGCUCUCGGUCGACUCCGUGAGCGAUACGGCCAGAGAUGAGAAAUGGGAUCACACGGGCUUGACGCACCGAGCUCGCAGUAGCCCGCUCAAGCUCGAACGGGUGCCCAUGACCCUGCAGCCCAACAGUUUAAUCCACAGCAUCAGAUGUACGGGGCGCCACUUGCAGCCAACGUCUCUCCUUGCCAUAGGGUCCCGGUGCACCGUCCUAGACACAUUGGAUGUCGAGCUCAAUCACGACUCGUCUAGUGACAGAGACGAGAAACAAAGAGCUGGUCAUCUUUGCUGGCAGCCUUGAGCUGCAAACGCCCCGCAUACGACAUCUUCACCUUCGUCGCCCAAAGGCCCUUCCAGGAUCCAACAUUGCUCCGCGGCGGCAGCCCUGGUCGGCUUUCUACUCUGGGUUGAGGCGCUUUAGUCAGCAGUGCGAGUCGCUUGUGUUUGAUGAUUGCGUAUAUGCUCUCGAGUU